AUGCAUCAUUGGACCUGCGAAUGGGAGAGUUGUGAGAAACCAGCCGCCCAGAGAACAGGAGACUGCUUGCUGUGCGACAAACACCUGUGUCGCACGCAUCGCCAAGAGCAAUGGCACAAAUGCCCAAAACCAGAGGAAGACUGGGAAUCCUACUCUGCUCAAUACGCAACCACAGAAGCUCGCCACAUAGACGAGCUACGCCGUCGAAUAGACAGCUCAGAACUAUGUGCCCGUGCAUCGAUGCUCAGAAAUGGUAUCCCAUGCACUGUAGAUCUAUCCCAGAAGGGGCUGUCUACUAUGAUGGGCAACCAGAACUGCCACGCUGAGCUAGUGUUCGAGAUGGACUUCAUCGCCGCCCCGGGAGUCCGUGAUUGGAUUCUUCGAAGCGAAGCUGCCGCUAUGACCUAUCUCCAGCGGUAUACUCGUAUACCAUCGCCUAAGAUUUACGAUUGGGCGUGCGAAUCCGAUCCAGAGAAUCCACUGGGAGUUGGCUAUAUCCUGAUGGAAAAGCUGGAUGGAAAAUCCAUAGAUUGGCAAGCGGCGACCCUCCAGCAAAAAGAUAAGGUCAUGCAGCAAUUGGUUGACAUUUUUCUCGAGAUUGAAAGGCAUCCCUUUAAAGCGAUAGGAUCCCCUAUCUUGGUAGGAGAUACGAUAGACAUUCAAGGCCUUACAUAUCAAUCGACCUUCCGAGCGGGCAAGGGUCGGCUCGGCCCAUUCUCUUCUGUGCUAGAAUGGUUACAAGAUAUACUGGAGGCUUACCUCGCAAUGAUAGCCAGCGGUGAGAUUGACCCCUGCUACCCGGUGGAGACCUACCUUGUCCACCGAUUUCGCCAGGACAUUAUCGGCUCUCUCUUAGCAGACGUGUCACCAGGCGAUCAAUUCUUCCUCAAGCACCCAGAUGACAAAGGCGACCAUAUUCUGGUCGAUGACUCUUUCAACGUCGUGGGAAUUAUAGAUUGGGAAUGGACCCAAACAGUCUCCAAGGCCGAGGCUGCUAUUUUCCGUGAGAGAGGUCGUGAUGAUCUCGCAGACUAUGUGGUUAAAGGCAGAAAGAUUCAGAGAUUCUUCUUUGCUCUUGGGGUUGAGAGCUCCUUUCUAGAUAUGGAAACACUUCUACCUUUGUUUGCAAGACUUUGA
Molecule: messenger RNA, 1137 nt
Organism: Penicillium arizonense
Lineage: Eukaryota; Fungi; Ascomycota; Eurotiomycetes; Eurotiales; Aspergillaceae
Product: phosphotransferase family protein
Exons: 3
Coding region: 1-1137 (378 amino acids)
Source: RefSeq, a predicted model, not a curated record